Guyanagaster necrorhizus is the source of this 1599-nucleotide messenger RNA. RefSeq lists its product as uncharacterized. The record is from RefSeq and is a predicted model, not a curated record. Bases 107 to 1465 code for a protein of 452 amino acids. Gene Ontology annotation, molecular function: metal ion binding. The transcript is spliced from 6 exons. Lineage: Eukaryota; Fungi; Basidiomycota; Agaricomycetes; Agaricales; Physalacriaceae.
CUUGGUAAUCAUCCACCGUCUUCUUUGACGUUCUAUGAAUCCUUGCUUUAUAACGACCACGUCAACAGUAUUUUUGUUUGCUUAAUUGCUAUCUGCGCCAAGGGCAAUGGCGGAUGGUCUUCCUCUACUUAGCGGUCCUCCGCCUUCACCAAGACGACCAGAGAGCUCAUGCAGGAAGUGCAAUAAAGAGUUCAAUAUCAUCUUUACUCGCUCUCGACAGUGUAAUCAUUGUGGAUACUCGUAUUGCCACAGUUGUACCGACUACCAGGCACUUAUGCCCCGUACUGGUUCCAAUGGCUACGAGGCACUAAAUGUGUGCGCUUAUUGCAUCGAGUUUCUACAAAUGACUGCGGCAUCCAAGGGAACUCUCAGAAAUCAUUCACUGGCAAAGCUAAGAAAGUAUGCCAAUGCGUAUGACAUAAGAUUGGAUCAUGCAGUUGAGAAGGACGACGUUAUAGAGACUCUCAUCACAGCAAGAUGUCCAAACGGUUGCCUAAGUGCUACUCACGAGCGUUAUUAUCGACAAUAUUCAGUUCCGGAUAGAUAUGGCCGACCCCGGGGGCUUUUCUCACGAACAGGUUCAGGUUCAGGACCUACCCAGCCGCUACCCCUUCCUCGACGGCCGACAAAUCGACAGCCAACUUACGAAUUUCCUCGGCCUGACCUCGUACCUGAUGACCCAUCACCGCUAAAUCGUCCUCGAGCUCCCACGACCCCGCCACGUCAGACUCCCACAACACCGCCGCGUCAAGCUUCUGUUACUCCGCCUCGUCCUAAUCCUUCAAGUCCACCUCGUCAGAGUCCUCCACAAGUCCCGCGUCAGACUCCCCUGCGGCCGCAAUAUCAGCAACCUAGGGCGUCUCGAUCAUCAGAGAACCUUAAUGCACCCCGAACAUCUCCCCGAGCUCGCACGGCAUCUACCUCACCUCCUCCCACUCUGAAUCAACUCGUUGAAAUGACUCCAGCGAGCAUAUCAGCGUUAUCGAUAGGCUCCCUCAAAGCGAUACUUUUCAGCAAUCACGUCAAUGUCGGAAUGAUCCUUGAGAAGAGUGAUCUUGUCUCAAAAGUGACGGCACUCGUUGAGGAUGAGAAACGAGACCGAGAAAGGCAGCGGUUGGCAGAGGAGCAGGAGGAGCAAGAAAGGAUUCAGAGGCAGAGGGAAAUGAUGGAAGAGUUUGAGAGGACGAGGCAAGCUGAAACCGAGCAGAAGUCAGAGGUCGACGGUAUACCCGCUUCUCCUUCACCACACGUUACGCCCCCAAAGGCACCGUUGACUUUCGUCGAACGGAGUGGCUUGUGCGUUGUAUGCCAAGAUGAGGAAGCGAAUAUUGCUAUCGUUGAUUGCGGGCACCUUGCGAUGUGUAGAGAAUGUUCCGAGUUGAUUAUGGCUGGUACUCGUGAAUGUCCGUUAUGUCGGACUAGGAUCGUUACAGAGGCUCGCCUGCUUCGAAUAUUCAAAACCUAAUUUUUAGGUGCUAUGACCGAAGAAUCUGUGUUAUGUGUAUUUAUUAACACCCUCACCGUCGGUGUUCGUAGCACCUAUAUCAACUGUAUAUUACAUUGACUGUUGUCGGCAAUAUUGAAUUUAUAAAUAAACUA